Emiliania huxleyi CCMP1516 is the source of this 813-nucleotide messenger RNA. RefSeq lists its product as hypothetical. The transcript has a single exon. The annotation marks the transcript as partial. Gene Ontology annotation, molecular function: endopeptidase inhibitor activity. The record is from RefSeq and is a predicted model, not a curated record. Gene Ontology annotation, biological process: lipid metabolic process. NCBI's taxonomy places the organism in Eukaryota, Haptophyta, Isochrysidales, Noelaerhabdaceae.
UUGACGACGCGAGGACUUAGCUCACGGCCUGCGGCGCUAUGCAGGCCGAGGCCUCCGUGCCGUGGAUUUCACACCUUUUCAGGACGGGCGAGGCGCUCGCGCUGCAGGCGCUCGCGAGCGACUACACCGUCUCGCUGCAGCACGACGCGUGCGGAAGCAGCGUCGAGCACUCUAUCCGCGACGCCGAGGGCGAGAAGCUCGGGCCGUCGUUCCGGUACAAGGUGCUCGGGGUGUUCGGAGUCGAGGGCCGCUGCGUGGCGUUUGCGCCGCACCACACGCCCGGCACGCUUGUUCUCGCCUUUCGCGGCACACGCGUCGACAGCAACGCCGCCUCGAGGCCGGGCCGCGGGCAGGCGGCGCCGCCGUCCGAGGACAUCAAGGCGCUGCUCAACUCGUCGAUGGUGGGCGUCAAGUGGCUUCCGGACGCGGCGAUGCGCGUGCACGCCGGCGUGCACCGCCACCACGCCGACUUGUGGGACGCUGAGCACUCGACGCGCGGCUCCUCCCUCCGGUUGGACCAGCUCGGCGAGGGCCUUGGCGGCUGGCUCGCCGGGCUGUGUGGCGCGGACGCGCCGCAGCAGAUCGUCUUCGUCGGCCUGUCGCUGGGCGCGGCGCUGGCGCAGAUGUCCGCCCUCCGCCUCGCGAGCGAGCAGCCGCAGCUCGCGGCGCGCACCAGCGUCCUCGGCCUGGGCAGCUUUCAGUUUGCCAACGCGGAUGUCGGCCGGCUGUUUGAGUCGCUGUACGGGGAGCGGGCGGCGCAGCUGGUCACCGCUCGCCGCAUGCCCGCCCGCCCUCCGCCGCAGGUUGGCUGGU